Messenger RNA from Bombyx mandarina (wild silkworm), 1038 nucleotides. RefSeq lists its product as uncharacterized. Lineage: Eukaryota; Metazoa; Arthropoda; Insecta; Lepidoptera; Bombycidae. The record is from RefSeq and is a predicted model, not a curated record.
AUGCACGUUGUCGGGCUAAAUAUUAAUUUUAUAUUUGUCUUCUUAAUUGUUUUAACCAUAAGUUCUUCUCUCAGUGAAGAAAUUGACCCGUUCACCAAUGAAUCGGACGCAGUUACUGAAAUUGCAAAGCACAUUGAAGACAUUGAGAAAUUAUCAAAAGCCGCUGCAAAAGCAAAUGAUGGUGUCCAAAUACCAAUUCAAGACACGAAUAUAAUUUACGAGGGAAUAAUUCAAGUUAUACAGACUAUCAUAGAAUCGUUUAAAGAUAAAAUAUACGCGAACGAAUUCCUAAAAUCGAGAGGCAUCGAAAGGGUAAUCGUACCAAAUCUAAUGAUGCCUCAUUCAGAACUGAAGACUAGUAUACUUGUAUUAGUUAAAAUACUCUUUGAAGUCACUCCUACUGCUACCAAAGCUGCCGUUCCAAUAGCUUUAGUCGAUCGACUAUUAGAUAUUUUUGAGAAUGACGAGAAUUUAGCAUUGAAAGCGCACUCUGUAGACAUUUUGGCAUUGUGGCUUCCGAAAAAUCCACUGUUACAGGCCAGGGUCAUGAAGCUGAAAGGUUUGGAGCCAUUUUACAAUCAAAUAACAAAACUGAAUGGCUCAAUCGUCAAAACAUUACUAGAGUUGUUUAAUGUAAUAUUAAAAGAACAUAUCCGUGCUAGGGAUGGGAAAAUACAGAAGGGUAAAAACGAUAAAUCGAGAUUGUAUCAGAGAAUUGGCCUAAUCGAAAGAAUGUCAACGCCACCUGUGUGUAUUGGAUUGGUUCAUGCUAUAGAUAUUAUUUGGAACUACAAUAUCAAAGAUGAUAACAAUAGUAUAUUGAAUUUGUUACUAGAGCUGACGAAUAAUUUGAGACAGUUUUGUUUGAAGGUUCUGAGAGGGAAAACUAAAGCUAUUGAAAUAUACGACUUGUUAUUUAAGUUUGUAACUGAUCCUGGUAAUGAAGACUUGUUCUUGAAGAGUGAUAUCAACGUGACUGCGACUAGAGUGGUCUUGGGAGGUUUUUUGAAGGACUUGAAAAUACGAGAUGAACUUUAA